This is a messenger RNA of Miscanthus lutarioriparius, 399 nucleotides long. The record is from the annotation of a GenBank genome assembly. Lineage: Eukaryota; Viridiplantae; Streptophyta; Magnoliopsida; Poales; Poaceae.
AUGGUGAAGACGAAGAAGCAGGCGUGCACGUCGGAGGGGUACGGGACCCUGACGGCGAAGGAGGCGUUGGUUGCUGUUCGUCUCUUGCGUUUCAACCGUGCCCCGGGGGGCAGUGAUAUCUGGAUGGAUCACUGGCGGGAGAUGAAGGCCAAGGCGGCGGCGGAGGAGGAGGCGGAGGCGACCAGGCCCGUGAAGAAGAGGAAGAGGGUGGUCAAUCAGAGGUUGCCCAAGGCGCUCAUCGAUCUCAUGCUGGCAAAGCGUUCCCGUGAAUUCCGUCGGUUCUAUGCGCUCACAACUUUUGUCGAUGCCAAGCUCCGUGACUAUGAGCAGGCCCUCAUCCGUCAGUACAACGCCGAGGGCUAUGCGGAGGACGAAAGUGAGGUCCCUGACAGCGAGUAG